This is a messenger RNA of Racocetra persica, 564 nucleotides long. Lineage: Eukaryota; Fungi; Glomeromycota; Glomeromycetes; Diversisporales; Gigasporaceae. The record is from the annotation of a GenBank genome assembly.
AUGAUCGAUGAAAGUACAGAUAUUGCUAUGAAUAAGCAUAUUGAUAUAUAUGUAAUGUAUCCAAAUAUUUCUAGAAAUGUGAAAACACAUUUUUUACAAUUAUUAGCACUUGAUCAAAGCGAUGCAACAACAAUAACUACUAAAUUAAUUCGGCUAUUUCAAAGUUAUAAUAUUAUUGACAAAUUAGUAGCUUUUGCUUCAGAUGGUGCAUCUGUAAUGAUUGGAUGUAAAAAUGGUAUUGCGCAAAAAUUAUCACAAAUUUGUCUGUAUAUUGUCUACAAUCAUUGUAUAGCACAUUGUUUAGCAUUAGCUUGCAAAGAUUCACAAAAGCAAAUUGAUUAUUUCAAUAAUACCAAAACUAUUAUAAGAGACGUAUACAAAUAUUAUAAAAAUUCUGCAAAACAAGUUCAUAUUCUUCAAGAAUAUCAACAAAUUCUUGAUUGUCCUAAGCUACAUUUAAAAAAAUUAAAAGACAUACGAUGGCUUGGCUGGUAUGAUGCUGUAAAAAAUUUUGUUAAAACAUUACCAGCUGUUCUUUUACAACUUCAACAUGACAAUAAUAAG